ACUUUUUUAAGAUAACUAGAAGACCUUAUUGAAUUAAAAAAAACAUUUUAUUUUUCGUAGAAUGAUCGAGUUUUUAGUUUAUUCUAAAUAGAAAACAAUAUUCAUAGUUCUUCCUUCACUGUUUAUCAAUGUCUUCUUCAACAUUUGGUCAAAAAUCAUUUCAACCUACACCACCACAAAAAGGAAGUUUUCCAUUAGAUCACGAAGGUCAAUGCAAAAAAACAGCUUACAAGUAUAUGUUCUGUUUAAGUGUCAAUAACGGGGAUAAUUCUAAGUGUAGACAUCAAGCCAAAGAAUACUUGGAUUGUCGUAUGCAACAUGAUUUGAUGGCCAAGGAAGAAUGGUCUAAACUGGGAUUAGCAGAUGUUAAAAAUAAAUCACAAUAA
Daktulosphaira vitifoliae (grape phylloxera) is the source of this 386-nucleotide messenger RNA. Its product is annotated as cytochrome c oxidase assembly protein COX19. Gene Ontology annotation, biological process: mitochondrial respiratory chain complex IV assembly. The transcript has a single exon. Lineage: Eukaryota; Metazoa; Arthropoda; Insecta; Hemiptera; Phylloxeridae. The record is from RefSeq and is a predicted model, not a curated record. The coding region runs from base 129 to 386 and encodes 85 amino acids. Gene Ontology annotation, cellular component: mitochondrial intermembrane space.